AUGAGGAUCCGUUCGUUUCUUAUCACAAGAACGCGGCCAUAUUCUUGGAUCUCAACUUUGCCUAGACGAGCUUGCUUUUAUUCUUCGUCCAAAGUCACCAUGGCGACUCCUACAGACACAUCUAAGUCGACUUACCAGCCACGGUACAUUGAUAUUGGCAUCAAUUUAGCUGACCCCAUUUUCCGCGGCCUGCAUCAUGGGAAGCGGCGUCAUCCCGAUGAUUUAGAUAGUGUCAUCAAGAGAGCCAAAGAGGUUGGAUGUUCCAAGCUGAUAGUUACUGGGUCCGACUUCACCAGUUCUCGAGAUGCUCUUGAGAUUGCCCGCCAGUAUCCUGGUACUGUUUACACCACCGUUGGCAUUCAUCCAUGCAGUAGUGCAAUUUUUAGCACCUCGGACGAGGCCGCGGAGAGCGUGCACACCGAUCCUGACCCGUCUCAGCCUAUUCCCGAGCACCAUGAGCCGGACCCCGCCAAGACGGAUGCCAUCAUCGCCGAGCUCCGAGAUCUUAUCAAAGAGUCAACGUCCACCCAGAAGGGUCUCGUUGCCUUUGGUGAAUUUGGUCUGGACUAUGACCGUUUGCACUACUGCUCUAGAACUAUUCAGAUCCACAGCUUCGCUGCGCAGCUUGACCUUGUCGUUCGCGCAGAACCACAGCUGCCCCUAUUUCUGCACUCGAGAGCGGCUCACAGAGACUUCGUAUCCUUGCUCAAAGAAAAGUUUGGCGAGAAACUCGAGAAACUCGUGAAGGGUGGCGUUGUCCAUAGCUUUACGGGCACCAUCGAAGAGGCUAGGGAACUCAUGGAUCUGGGGCUAUACAUCGGCAUUAACGGUUGCAGCUUCAAGACCGAGGAAAACUGCGAGGUCGUCAAGCAGAUUGACCUGGAUAGAAUGAUGUUGGAGACAGACGGCCCUUGGUGCGAGAUCCGGCCGAGUCACUUUGGUUACAAGUACUUGAUUGAGAAAAAGCCCGAGGUUAACGGCACCGACGGCACCACAAGCCCAGAGACAGCUGCAAAGCCUCAGGGCAAGAAGAAGAACCAAAAGAAGGAACCAGAGGUUCCAGAACGCUUCAAGGUUGUUAAGAAAGAGAAGUGGGAGGAGGGUGCGAUGAUCAAAGGCCGUAACGAGCCCUGUAUGAUUGAGCGUGUUGCCAAAGCAGUGGCAGGCAUCAAGGGGGUAGAAGUCGAAGAGGUUUGUGAGGCAGCUUGGAGAAACACGGUGAAGGUUUUUGGUGUAGAUCAAUAG
Colletotrichum truncatum is the source of this 1245-nucleotide messenger RNA. RefSeq names its product TatD family hydrolase. Gene Ontology annotation, molecular function: 3'-5'-DNA exonuclease activity. Gene Ontology annotation, cellular component: cytosol. NCBI's taxonomy places the organism in Eukaryota, Fungi, Ascomycota, Sordariomycetes, Glomerellales, Glomerellaceae. The record is from RefSeq and is a predicted model, not a curated record.